AUGAGUUGGAACGACCCAGAACGUCGCCGCAAGGUUGUCACGUAUGGCAAAUCAGCGCGCAAUUCAUCCGUUCACAGCCGGCGGCCUCUGCCUUUCUCAAGACCAGACGAUAUGAACGCCAAUGCCGUAAAUGCGCCUUUGCGAUCUGAGCUUCAAACACGGCCUCAGACGCCUCAAAAAACCUACCUGCAUCGCGCAAAGUCAACAUCCAAAGUCUCCACCGAAACGGCGCCUUACGAGCCUGACACCUCCACUCAAGAUAGUCAGCGGAAUCUGCGGUCUCCGAAAAGACGCAAGGUCUCGGGAGACCAUGGCAAGCAAAUACUUCAGAAUCCUGACAGCCCACCUUCGUCCAAUGUUGCGGCAGACAAUACCGAUAGAAACCCGCAGCCCCGUCGAUUAAAAGGUCAGAGCACGAAUGGCUUCACUAACAGCGACAAACCAGCCACCGAAUCGCCCGGGCGUGCCCGCAGACAUACAAAUCGCAACGCUGAGAGAACCGAAUCAAACGUACCCUUAUCGUUAGCAUCACCAUCGAGAAAGGAAGACUCGGACAGCUAUUAUAGCCAACCAGUCCUAACCAAAUCACGCCGUUUAUUUAAUCCAGAGCGAGCUCAACCCCGUGCCUUAUCGAGUCCUGAGCCAGACAAUAGUCACAGUACAGCUAAUACAGGGGAACCUCGAGCACGAAGACGCCUGAUAGAUUCACUUGGUGCGCAUAGUGCUCACGAAGAUGGCCCAACAAGUGAACCAGAAACCAUAGAACGUUCCCCCAGCCCGGACAUAUCGACUCCAGCUCCUAAAACGCCAAAUGCCGCUGAUAGCCAAAAUAGCCAAGGCCGCGAGGAGACCAUGCUGCGAUCCUUCACCAGCGACAAGGCCGAAAAUUCCACUCCUUCCCAGUCGAUCAGCCCCAAGGUAACCUAUGCUCGUCAACGAUCGUUCCUUAGCAACCUUGAUUUUCAAAGUAAUUUGAGCACCGGUAGUGGACUUAACGUCGAGGGCGAUUUACAUGGCUUGCCAACGCAGCCCACGUCAACUGCGAAUCUGGAAAGUGAACCGGCAGAAGAUGCCAGAACUGUGCGAAGUAUUCACGAGCUUAGACGGGCUGGUGUGAAUGCUCGUUUUCAGGGCAUGGUUGAUUCUAUUCUUGAGGAUAUUGAGGAUGUUGGAAGUUCUGCUUCUGUUCGACGUAAUGGUCUUAUCCAACUUUGUGAGAAGCUGCUUGAAGACUCAUUCGCACAGCGAUUCAUCGAGAGCGGAUCUUUCGUGCGCUUGGCAAAUAGUAUGUCUGCCAAGUUUGAUGUGAUUGCGUCUCUUCUCUUCGCUGAGGCAUAUGCAUUAAUGCUUCGGUUGAACCAUUUGCCCCAAGGUAUGCACAAGGCAUUUUGGCCCGAACUUGUCGCUAUGGCCCCUGUACUGCUACCUCUGCAGGAAGGCAUCUCUAAACUUCUUUUACAACGUCGCUUUGGGCUUUCUCGGGCCAACCAAUCAGCCAUCAAGGACGUAUCAACUCGAUCAGGACAAGUCGCUGGCUUAAGCGAUGAUUUACCCCUUUCCCCGCGGCGACUGGUGCUGUACUGUAUGCAACUGUCUAUACGAAAAGUACGAGAAAGCGAGGUCCCGGAAAUCUUACCUACCAAAGUCGUCUCCGAGCUGAUAAGCAUACUACUGAAACUAUCAAGUGAGCAUGCGAUUGACGAGAAUGCCACCUUGAAUAAUUAUGUCAUUCUUGAAAGCAUAAUCUCGAUUCUUGAAACAUACACAACAUCAUCGACAUCCAUCGGCAGCUCUCAGCAAGAUGCCCUCACUCUGCUCGCCGGUUCCAGCCAUUUCUUAUCGUCACUGAGCAAGGAGAACGAUACGCAAAGCCUCCAGCUUUUGACACUACAUUUGAAACUUAUCUUAAACGUCACGAAUGCAAAUUCCCAAAUUUGCGAAGGUUUUGCGACGCCUGACCUCAUACAUAGCUUGGUUACGAUUGUGCUAUCUGGCUAUCCGAGCGGUACAGGGGACUCUACCAACGAGAAAAAGGAUUCGCUUGACAUUGUUAUUCUAGCAUUGGGUGCCUUGAUCAACCUCACCGAAGAGAAUGAAGUUGGCAGAGAAAAUAUCUUGAAUCAAAAAGAGGAGCAGCAAGAGAGCUCGAAGACACUUCUUGAACGUCUCCUUGCACUCUUCGUAGAGGGGCUUGAUACAGUAUCUGAGGCUGAUUCGGUGGGCCAAACCCAUUAUAACGUCGCAUUUGGAUACCUUUCGAUACUUCUCUGCACGCUGUGUCUGAACCACCAAGUGCGUGCCUUGAUCAAAACUUCAGUCAAGGGAGCUGGUUUGAAUAAACUUUUGGCCACGGUCGAGGAGUUUCUUCACUACCAUCGCAAGGUUGAUGAGGAGCUCUCUCAUUCAAAAUCUUUGGGGGAGUUUACACUCAGACUCCAAAGGAUUUUGGAUCAAAUCCAUGCGAGCAGGAUUUACCGAAUUAUAAAGCACAAGGGCCAAGACUUUGCGACUGAGAUUGUGGACACUGCAGGCCAGGAUGAAUAUAGUAUUCUGAACUCGAAGCAUUUCAUUGGCAUCCACGGAUAUGUCAUCGUCUAUUCUGUUGCGUCUCUCCAGUCUUUUGAAAUGGUCAAUGUGAUCAGAGAUAAGAUUCUGAACCACCUCGGCGCGGAUUGGGUGCCAUUGGUGAUCGUUGGAAAUAAAAGUGAUCUAAAAGCCGAUCAGCGCCAAGUUACGUUAGAGGAAGGUCGCCAACUAAGUCAGCAAUUCGAUUGUGCCUUCACCGAGGCCAGUGCCCGACUGGACUAUAAUGUUGCAAAGGCUUUCGACCUCAUGAUUGGCGAGAUCGAAAAGUCUCAAAACCCUUCCCAGCCAACAGGGGAUAGCAAACCAUGCUGCAUUGGGACUGAUAAACCCAUGCUGGACUUUAACGAUUUCGUGGUUGACCGCGGUGGUGAUCCGGCCAAGAUCAAAGAGAGCCAACGCCGCCGAUUUGCGCCGGAGAGUGCUGUUGACGAGGUGCUGGAACUUUACGCAGAGGCCCGACGAGCGAGAUUUGAUGUUUCACAGAUCAACUCCAAGGCCAACGCCGUCCAGAAAGAAAUAGGGCUCAAGAAGAAGAACAAGGAGGAUGCUUCUGAGCUACUGAAACAAAAGGCAGAUCUGGAACAGCAGAGGAAGGACGCCGAAGAAAUAGCAGUGGCCAAAGAAGCCGAACGCGACAGAAAGAUUAAAACCAUUGGAAACUACGUUCAUCCCUCGGUUCCUAUUAGCGACAAUGAGGACAACAACGUCAUCGAGAGGACAUGGGCACCCGAAAACGUUGUAGUCGAGAAGCGCGACUGUCUUUCUCACCACGAGGUUUUGACUCGGUUGGAUGGCUAUGACCCAGAGCGUGGUGUCAAGAUCGUCGGCCACCGUGGAUAUUGUCUGACUGGCUACGGUCUCUUCCUCAAUCUCGCGCUCGUCAACUACGGAUUGGCAUUUUUGUUCGAAAAGGGAUACAAACCUAAUGCACCUCCUCAUUUCAUGAUAAAGGAGGCCAUGGCGAAAACCGCGCAACUCGAACAAUUCGACGAUGAACUGUACAAGGUUGUCGAAAAUGAAAAAGACAAGUCAACCGACAAGUAUCUUAUCGCAACAUCAGAGCAACCUCUUUCGGCAUUGCAUGGGAACGAGUGGUUUUUGGAGAAGGAGCUGCCUGUUAAAUAUGCGGGAUACAGUACCUGCUAUCGUAAAGAAGCAGGUUCCCAUGGAAAAGAUGCCUGGGGUAUUUUCCGCGUGCAUCAAUUUGAAAAGAUCGAACAAUUCAUUUUGACGAAGCCAGAAGACUCAUGGGAAGCCUUUGACUCUAUGAUCGCUACAUCGGAGGAAUUUUACAAGUCUCUUGGUCUGCCUUACCAGGUCGUCUCCAUAGUUUCCGGCGCAUUGAACAACGCAGCAGCCAAGAAAUACGAUCUUGAGGCGUGGUUCCCCUUCCAAGGAGAAUACAAGGAGCUCGUGUCCUGCUCAAACUGCACUGACUACCAGUCGCGAGAAUUGGAAAUCCGGUUUGGCGCCAAGAAGGCCGAUGCCAAAAAGACUUAUGUCCAUGCUUUGAAUUCCACCCUAUGUGCAACCGAACGAGCCCUGUGCUGUAUACUGGAGAACUACCAAACCGAAACUGGUAUAAUUGUACCUGAGGUCUUGCGGAAAUACAUACCUGGAGCGCCUGAAUUCCUCGAAUACACAAAGGAGCUCCCCAAGGAUACCACUUCAGCGAAGAAGGGCAAGGGAGCCGCGUCUAAAACGUCCGAGGUGACAGAAAAGGUCAAAAACCUCAAGGUUUGA
Molecule: messenger RNA, 4329 nt
Organism: Talaromyces rugulosus
Lineage: Eukaryota; Fungi; Ascomycota; Eurotiomycetes; Eurotiales; Trichocomaceae
Exons: 13
Coding region: 1-4329 (1442 amino acids)
Biological process (GO): seryl-tRNA aminoacylation
Cellular component (GO): cytosol
Molecular function (GO): tRNA binding; serine-tRNA ligase activity; GTPase activity
Source: RefSeq, a predicted model, not a curated record